CAGCAGUUCAGUCAGACUCGUGUUAGUGUGAGCAGGAACAGAAAACUUGAGCAGAAAAUGGCAGAAGUCCCUCCAGCCGCUGCACCGGCCAAAGCCGCCAAGAAGAAGGUUUCCAAGCCGAAGGCAGCUGUCCCCAAAGUCAGCGAUCUCAUCGUUGAAGCUGUGGCCGCAUCCAAGGAGCGAAGCGGCGUGUCUCUGUCCGCCGUCAAGAAGGCUCUGGCUGCCGGAGGCUACGAUGUGGAGAAGAACAAUUCCCGCGUUAAGACCACCAUCAAGAGCCUGGUCGUUAAUGGGACACUGGUCCAGAUCAAGGGCAUCGGAGCGUCCGGAUCAUUCAAGAUAAGCAAGAAGGUUGCCGAGCCUAAGACCAAGAAGCCCGCAGCCAAGAAAGUCGCUCCUAAAGCCAAGAAGCCCGCAGCCAAGAAACCUGCAGCGGCCAAAAAGCCCGCGGCAGGAAAGAAGUCUCCCAAGAAGGCAAAGAAACCCGCAGCAGCCAUGAAAGCAGCUCCCAAGAGCCCCAAGAAGGCCACCAAGAGCCCGAAGAAGGUCGCUAAAAGCCCCAAGAAGGUCGUUAAAAAGGCUGCAAAGAGCCCCAAGAAGGUGGUGAAAAAGGCCCCUGCAGUCAAGAAAUCCCUCGCAAAGGUCGCCAAACCCAAAGCGAAGAAGGCAGCACCCAAGAAGAAGUGAGCUGUCAUCAGACUGAUCUGACUAAGAUCCACAAAAGGCUCUUUUAAGAGCCACCCAUUUUGUCAUAAUGAGCAUAUUUCUUGUGUCAAUAACUGCAGUCAGAAUAAUAAUGUCAUGGUUAUUAUACUUAAGGGGCAAUCCGAUUAACAGAAACAGUACUGUUGAAUAUGUACAAAGUCCAGAAGUGUAGUUAGCGCUAUAACCAGCCCAUCACACACUACAGCCACCGUUCAUCCACAGAUUCAUGCCAUUAUCUUCCAAACUGUUUCUUUUGCUUUAUUUCUGUUUCCAUACUUGAAUAUUAUUAUACCAGUGGCCAAUCUUCAAUUAUUUAAUUUAAAUGUUGUGGAUUGCUUUGUUCUGAAAAGGUCAUUUAUUUUAUAUGUAGAACAUUUUUAUAAUAAUAAAACAUAAAUAAAUACAUUAACAGCUGUCAGUCUGCAAAAGCACCCUGCA
Messenger RNA from Gymnodraco acuticeps, 1143 nucleotides. RefSeq names its product histone H1-like. Gene Ontology annotation, biological process: nucleosome assembly. Gene Ontology annotation, cellular component: nucleosome. Gene Ontology annotation, molecular function: DNA binding; structural constituent of chromatin. The transcript has a single exon. NCBI's taxonomy places the organism in Eukaryota, Metazoa, Chordata, Actinopteri, Perciformes, Bathydraconidae. The record is from RefSeq and is a predicted model, not a curated record. Bases 58 to 687 code for a protein of 209 amino acids.